This is a messenger RNA of Entrophospora candida, 126 nucleotides long. The record is from the annotation of a GenBank genome assembly. Lineage: Eukaryota; Fungi; Glomeromycota; Glomeromycetes; Entrophosporales; Entrophosporaceae.
AUGAAUUUGACAAAAAAUCCAAUUUAUAUAAAAGAAGGAAUAAUUGUUAGGAAUGAGGGUAUUAACAUCACUCCAAUAGAAACACAGGAAAUAAAAAACUAUAGGCGCGCUAGAGAGCAAGCAUGA